Messenger RNA from Paramisgurnus dabryanus, 678 nucleotides. RefSeq lists its product as uncharacterized. Lineage: Eukaryota; Metazoa; Chordata; Actinopteri; Cypriniformes; Cobitidae. The record is from RefSeq and is a predicted model, not a curated record.
CGCGCACGCCAGUAAACACACAGAAGAAGAAGAACACAACACGCAAUACUUUGUUUGAAUAUGGACGUUAAACAGAAGUUAGUGCUGCAAACUGUUUGCGCAAUGAUUUGCUGUGGAAAAAAACAACGCAAAAGAAAAAACAAAAGAGUAUGGGUGAAGGAGUGGAUCAGCAUACGCGGACAGCAGGGAUUGUCUGUGCUACAGAAAGAAUUGGAGAAUAAUGAUAGGACAGGCUUCAGGGAGUUGCUGCGAAUGACAGCAGAGGAGUUUGAUUUUUUGCUGGGUAGAGUCCAACAUCUAAUAACAAAGCAGAACACCAAGAUGAGACGGGCAAUACCACCUAGAGAGCGUUUGUCUUUGACCCUGCGGUUCUUGGCAACAGGUGAAACGUUCAAGUCCCUCAGGUUCCAGUACAGGAUGGGAACAAGCACCAUUUCACAAAUAGUCUUUGAAACCUGUACUGCUCUGUACCAGGUUAUGAAGGACGAUUUCUUGAAGACACCAUCAACGGAGGGAGAGUGGCGUACAAUAGCCAUGGACUUCGAAAGGAAGUGGCAGUUUCCACAUUGCCUUGGGGCACUUGACGGAAAGCAUAUUUACAUACAGCCUCCAAGAAAAAGUGGCAGUCUUUACCACAACUACAUUCAGGCAGAUGGACCACAGUCAGAGGGUUCUUAA